GUGCUGAGCAAGGCAGCGCGGGCAACGGUCCGCAUUCUGGCAGAGGGUCAUCCUGCAAGUUCCGGGUUGCUCGAAGUCCAGACCAGCUCCGGGUCCUUCGGGUCGGUGUGUGGGAUGAAUGCCGAAGCCGCAAGUGUGGCCUGCAGGCAGUUAGGCUUUGAUUUCGGUGUGCUAAGUCCUUCCCCAUGUGGCCAGUACGGAGGUGGGAGCUGGUGUGGUGCGGCAGGGUCGCCUGUUGCCGUGAAGAGCUUGAAAUGCUCGGGGACAGAGAUCAGUGUUGAUGAGUGCAGCUCAGAACCAGUCGACGACACGUGCGUGAGUCACGGCAGUGAUGCUGUGGUGUUCUGUGGUGCACGCUCUGUGGAAGUGUUUCCUGACGGCGAGCUUCGGCUGAUUGGAUCAGCUGGUGCGCCAGCCCUUCCCGGCGAAGCUGGCCGGCUGGAAAUCUUCUUGGCCACUUCUGAGGCCUGGGCUCCGGUCUGCAGGCUUGGAUUCACAAGUGGCUCCGCUGCGGUUGCUUGCAAACAAAUGGGUUUCACGGGAGCCUCAGGCCAUUCAAGUUGCAGCUCCAAGCAGGCGUGUGGAGGAGUGGCGCCGCAGCUGGCAGAGUUGGCUUGCGCCGGGUCGGAGACAAGCGUGCUGCAGUGCCCCAUGGCGGUCGGGGACGAUGUGUUCUGCGCGCCAGAAGAGUCCGUGCUGUUGACUUGUGCUGGGCCUGGCGACCCUAUCGGCAAACCAGCUGUUGCGUGA
Molecule: messenger RNA, 750 nt
Organism: Symbiodinium sp. CCMP2456
Lineage: Eukaryota; Dinophyceae; Suessiales; Symbiodiniaceae
Source: the annotation of a GenBank genome assembly